AAAUGCGCAACUGGCAACUGCUGCUUACUUGGCGCAUCGUAAUUCACAAUUCACCGUAUCUACGGGAUUUAACCUAACCUCUAACUAGCUGUAGCACGUACUCCGAUCUUCUUCUAUAAUGAAUCUACCUCGAGUACUGAUUGUUAGCACGAAGGAGGGGAAGGCUAAGGAAAUCGCAGAAAGCAUCGGGGCGGAACGUCUGUCCGAGGAAGACAAGAUUGUGGACUACAUGUGGAACAUUGACAACAAGUAUUACACAUCACAGGUCUUGGUACGCGCCGUAGAAAACUUAUCCCACAAACUGUCAGCGGAAGAGGUCGACGCGUUAAUCGUGUACCACGACGCGCAGGCAGAUAAGGUGGACGAGGAGCUGGAGCAAUUGGCGUCCUUGGCCACUUCUUUGACAGCAGCAGAGGUGCUGUUGUUUUCCUGCGGCGCGAUAUCCGACUCGUUUCUGCGAGAUAAAGUGUUAAAUUGGUGCGUGCGCAACAAGUUUGAGCUGGUCGAGUUGGAGCAAACGGGAGAUUCGGAAUGCGAUGCGGAGGGCAAUAAAUAUGGCAUCGAGAGGAUCAUCGAAGCUCUGCAUGCUCACAUGUGGCCCAAUAUCGUGCUUAAAGACAAGUCGUGUAUGGGGCAAGCGCUGGAAGUGAACAAGAUUGAGGAACAAUUUGAGAAUAUUCGGUUAACGCGCGACCCUUCGGAAACGCUACGCAUGCAAGACAUGCUCGACGGCAUAAUGGGCGACGAAAAUGCGGACUUCGGAGAGCUGUACGGCCAAUUAAUGGCCAUGAAGGAGCACGCGGCGUCCUUGCCGACGAAUGAAAGGCGCUUAGUGGCGGAGCAAGUAGUCACCGCUUUUUGGAAAGCUAUGGGUGGCGAUCUUCUGGAGAUCGAGGAUUAAAUCUAAGACCCGAUAUGUACUGCGUAGAUCGAUAAAUUUACUUUAAUUUCUCGAUUCUGAAUUGAUUUGAGAUAGGAGGCUCGGAAUAAUGCGACGCAAUUUACGUAAAGACUGACGCAUACUGGCAACGAUGUAUGCAUCAAGAAUGUAUAAUAGAAAGAAGAUUGUUUAGAAAAGAAUUCCGUGUAACUAAAGUGUAUAAUGUUUCAUGUAUAAUAUGAAGGUAGAUUAAUUAUUCUAUGUACUAUAAAAAAAAGACGUGUAUCUUAAACAAAAAUCAUACGAACGUAAUCUCAUAAUCUAUACGUAUAUCAAUGUUAUUUAGGACGUUAUGUACAUAUAAUAUUGUGUAUUUCCUAAUAAAAUAAUUUUAUUUAAGAAUAAA
Messenger RNA from Temnothorax curvispinosus, 1286 nucleotides. Its product is annotated as alpha- and gamma-adaptin-binding protein p34-like. Bases 119 to 901 code for a protein of 260 amino acids. The record is from RefSeq and is a predicted model, not a curated record. The transcript is spliced from 7 exons. Lineage: Eukaryota; Metazoa; Arthropoda; Insecta; Hymenoptera; Formicidae.